Brassica napus (rape) is the source of this 6828-nucleotide messenger RNA. Its product is annotated as E3 ubiquitin-protein ligase RHA1B-like. Gene Ontology annotation, molecular function: ubiquitin protein ligase activity. Lineage: Eukaryota; Viridiplantae; Streptophyta; Magnoliopsida; Brassicales; Brassicaceae. Bases 221 to 688 code for a protein of 155 amino acids. Gene Ontology annotation, biological process: protein ubiquitination. The transcript has 3 exons. The record is from RefSeq and is a predicted model, not a curated record.
AAUAGUUAUAUAAAUUUAUAUAAUACCGCCAUUGUUGAUCCAUUUCAUUUUGCAGUCCUUAUCUUUAGCCGCCGGCUUCAACUAUAUUAUGCUUUAUCUUUUAGAAAAAAUAUUUUUAUAUAACUAAAAAUCUUAGGAUCUAUAAUUCUAUAUAUAUACAGUUAUACUUGUCUAUGUAUGUUCCACAUCUCUAGCUUUCUCUUUUCUCACUCUAUCUUCAAUGGGUCUUCCGACAGAUUUUAAGGAGCUUCAGAUUCCAGGAUACGUACUUAAGACGCUUUACGUCAUCGGUUUCUUUAGAGACCUGGUCGAUGUUCUGUGUCCUUACAUCGGUUUACCUCGAUUUCUAGACCACGAGAUUCUUCGACCGGACCCGAUCAGACCCGAAACCCUCACGACGGUGAGUCUUGCUGACAAGAUUUCCCCGGUGGUUCGUUUCUCGGAUAUUCAGACCGAUCUUGAAGACUGCUGCACGGUGUGUCUCUCUGAUUUUGAGUCCGAUGAUAACAUCAGGCAACUUCCGAACUGUCGACAUGUGUUUCAUGAUCAUUGCUUGGAUCGUUGGAUUGUGGAUUGCCGCAAGAUGACUUGUCCGAUUUGUCGGGAUCGGUUCUUACCGGCCGAAAAAUACGCACGGGCGGGUCCGGUUUGGUAUAGUGAUGAAUGGGAGAGUACCAUUACAUACUAACGGCGGGCUUUACUUUUCUGUCGGCAGUAUCUGAUUUUGCUGUGUAAUUCCACUAAAACUCUGUAUCUCUAGUGUAGAUAUUAAUAUCCGAUCGAUAUUUUCAACAAAAAAAGGAAAAAAUGUAACACAAAAAAUUUGUACAUUGCUACAUUGAUUUGUAUUAAAAAUCUGGCCUAUUAGAUAUCAGGAAUAUAAACAAUUUUUUUUAACAAAAAAAAUACCAAAAAGGCACUAACGAUAAUACGUUUUGUCCCUCUGUGUGUGUGUUUGUGAUUCAUUUUAUCCUAAACUUUUUAGAAUAAAAAAAGUGGUUGCUCUGCUUAGCACAUUAAAUUUCUGGAAACUCUAAUCUAACAAUACUAAAAAGAGAAUAUUCUCCGCUCUAAAGCUAUCCACGUCACUAUAAAACAUGUUCUUUGACUCACCGAGAAACUCUCUUCCCAAAUCUGUUAUUUACUACCAAGUUAGAGAAGCUAUGAUAUCCUUCAACUUCUUCUACGCUCAUGUCGACAAGAAAGAAGUAAAAAAAUAUUAUUACCCUUUCAUAUUGAAGAUGGAAAGCACUUUUUAAUGAUUCAAUAAAAUAAAUGGUGCAGAAGGAGAAGUCGGGGACGAUGUUGGACGAAGACACACAGCUCAUGGAACAAAGAGGAACCUAAUCCAAACUGCUCGAUCUUUACAAACUAGCUUGAGAUGUAUCGAUCCUGUGCCUUAGAGAUAUAAUGGGUUCUAAGCUGGCAGCACUCUCCUCUCUCCAUUCUUAACACGAAGAACGAAGAGCAAGUUUGUUGUGACUCCUCCAGCUAAUGUCACAGAAGAACCCCAUACUAUGCUCUAAAAGUCAAUCUUUACCAUAACAUUAAUGCAUUGUGGCUUGAUGAAGGUACUUUCCUGCAGAGGAGAUCCCGGUUCAGUACGGUGGUAACGAAAGAGAUGAUGAUACCAAAUUCUCCAACGAAGCUGUUUCUGAAGUUGUCGUUAAGCCUGGGUCAUCUGUAAACAUAGAGAUCCCAGCUUCUGAGGUAAUAACUUAAAAAACAAACUCUUUUCUUGUGUUCGGGAGUUGUAAAAGAUCUAUAGCAAUGUUUUUGUUUAGUCAUUUUCUUUUUAAAUCAGAGUUUAUUUCCAGAUUGUUGAAGACUUAAUUUUUUUUGCAUGGGUUCACUGAUAAACCCGAAACAAUUGCCAAUAAAUUCCAUGUAGAGACAAUGGUGCCAAGUGUUAUCAUUAAUUUUUUUUUUGGACAAAUUUACCAUUCAUCUUUUAUUCACUAAUUAAUUCUUGAGCUUGAGACUAGAGAUUUAUUUCUUUCUUUAAUACAGGAACAAGGUGAAACCAAAGUCUCUGAAGAUGAUACUCAAUCUUCAAAAGUAUUUGUCAAAUUAAUUACCGGCGCUAAAUGAUAUGGGACCGGGGAGUCUAAAUAAUUUAGCAACGCGUGCCCCUGAGCUUCGGCUGUUUCUAUCCAUUGAAUACAUGGCCGGAGGAUGUAAUUCUUGCUGCCUUUCCAGGGCACAUGGUAACCAUUGCAGCCUUUUUUAAUCUUUAUUUUAGGUUUCUAAUAAAUAUCCGCUAAGUUUCGUGAUUUUUAAGCUUUUAGUUCUCUCUCUCCUGAGUUAUUGCUGAUCUAUGGAAGAAUCUCAGAAGAAAAAGAUAUCGUUUGGGGAUAAAGUGAUCUUUGCACAAAAAGAUAGAAAGAUUAAAUGUUUCCAAAGAUUUUCAAGACCAUAUAUACACAUAAAGUUUAUAUAUCAAAAUCCAAGUUGGGAACCUUUUAUAAAUUAUUUGACUUAUAAAUUAGCUAAGAUACAUAAAGAACUUAGAAAGACAAUUGCACCAAAUUUUAGCAAAAAAAAAAACAUAAAAAAACUUGGGAAGACAAUGUGUGAGACUUGCCCGCCGUCGAAAGUAUUUAAUCUUACACCAUAUAUUGGAAACUAAUCACUGUCAAUUUGUUCCAAUGGAUUACAUUUUUCAAAUAAUUUGUAUGUUCUUUUUAUAACAUGGUACGAUGAAUAACUGGGCUCAAAACAACAUAUGUAGUUAGUCUAAAAUUAAACACGAAAAUUGGUAGUAAUUACGAUGAUUGAAAGUUUGAACACAUUUCAUUGGUAACAGUUACGAUGAAAAGAGUGUAAAAUGGAGACUCAAACACAUCAUGGAGAGUUGUUUAAGGAUUUAGACUUAGACCACUUCUUCAAAUUAUAUUCAUUCAACAACAAUCUUCAUAAGUAAUUUAAAAGUUGUGAAUAUUAAACUAAAUCCUCACCAUAUAUAAAUUUUUUAAAAACACCAGAUUAUAACUUUAAAAUAAAUAACCAAAGGUAGAAACCAACAUAAAAGUAAAGACUAAUCUCUUUGGGAUGAGGCCAGAAUAUCUUAAUUUAAAGAGUUGUUAUUAGUUUACAUGAUUUAAAUAUAAAGUUUCGGUGAUGGUUUAUUUUUAAAAUUGUCUUAAAACUGGUUUGGUCUGUUAUAAUUUUUAUUUAUAAUGUAUUUUCAUGAAUUGAUUUGGAGAACAACAUUAUCUUUAGUUUGGAUCAAUUUUUUAUUCAAUUUAAUUUCUGUUAUGAAACUGUUCAAUAUGGUAUUACAACUCAAUAAUUCUAAAGUUAAAACAAAGUUUAAAUCGGUUUUAAAUUUACAAUUGUUUUAUACAAAACCUAAAUUAAUAAGAUAAAUGUAUUUUAAAGUAUAACAAGGUUUAGUUAACUUUGACUCAUCUUAGUGAUCAUUCUAUAUAUGAUUUCCUUUAAUAACAAAUUGUGAGUUAAAUUAUGUGAAAUAUUUUAGACACAAGGCAAUUAAUAAAUUUAAACAAAUUUAAAUUUCUUACCAAUUCAUAGUUUAAAAUCGACUGUAGUAUAUAUAACAAUUUAUAUUCAAAUGUUAUUGUAAUUUUUUAAUUUAAUUAAACCUUAUACGAAUACUCCAGACGUAGCCCGGGAAAAGCCCCUAGUAUAAUCUAAUAAGUCAAUAAAUAUAAAAAAGUCAGCAACUAUAAGAUAUUUCACUUAAAACUACAAUUGGUUCUCUUGUAGGUUAUUAAUGGGGUUCAAACCAAUUAAAAAAUUUAAAAAUCAAAAAGCAAAUAAUUGUGUUUUUUGCAGUAAGAUUUUGGAGAACCGUUGUUAAAACUCUUGACUACACAUGUGCAUCUUUAAUUGAAGCAUCUUUUUAUAAACACAAAAAUUAAAUAAAAACUAAACUAUUGUUAAAGUAUUAAUAUUUUUCAUCACUAAAAAACUAUUGUGAAUAUUUUACCAUUGGAGAUGCUCUUAUACUUCUUAUUCAUGGACAUCGGCAUUUUACAGCUUUAAAAAACAUCAACGUUUUUCUUAAGAUUUUUUUGGGUUGAGCCUAUUCAGUUUAAGAAAAAAAAUAACUAAAUAAUAAAUAUUUGCCAAGUCAUAUUAUGUUUAAAAAAAAAGUAAAAAAAUAUGGAAAAAUUAUAAUAGCUUCAAAAAAAUAAAGUUUUUUUAACAUUGUUUACGCAAAACACUAAACUCUAAAUCUAAAACACUAAACUCUAAACAAUAAAUCAUAAAUCUUUGGGUAAAUCCUAAACUUUUGGUUAAAUCCUAAACCUUUAGGUAAAUCUUAAACCAUAUGAUUUAGGGUCUAGGGUUUAGAAUUUUCCCGACGAUGUUUAGGGUUUAGUGAUUAAGAUUCAAUGUUUAUGAUUUAGGUGAUUUAUCCAAUGGUUUAUGAUUAAUCCAAAAGUUUAUAAUUUACCCAAAAAUUUAGAAUUUACUUAAAGUUCAGAGUUUUUUUUUUUUUUGAAAAUUAAAGUUCAGAGUUUACCGUUUAGAAUUUCGUCCGCAAAUCAUGAUGUAUGAGAACAAUAAUAUUAAUCUAUCUAAAGUAUAUGAUAUAGGAACAAUAAUCCAAAUAUUGUACACAUCCAUAGGCCUACCGUUGAAAGUUCAGCCCUCAAGUGUUUCGUCUUGGAAUUUUUCUCAUUUGCCCAAUGACGAAUGAGCACUGACCAAUUAUUUCUAAUUUUCUAAUACUAUCAUAGGAUUUUUCGGGAAAGUGUCGGUGAAGAGAUAUCUACUCCAUCUGUUUUUAAAAGAAGCAUAUUCUAGACUUUUCACAUAUAUUAAGAAAACUCAUUAAAUAUGCAUUGUUUUUUGUGAAUAACAAUUUUUCAUAACUUUUAGCCAAUAGAAAUUCAAUAAACACCAUUAAUUUUUUUGAAACUUACAAUUUUUCAUAAACUCAUACAUUGAAAAAGUGAAAAAUGUAUAUUUUUGAAACAAAUUUUUUUUCCAGAACAUACGUCUUUUAUGAACGGAGGGAGUAUCAUAUAGUGCGUUGCAAUUCUACGAGUCAAAAACUUUCUGGUUCGAUAUUAUAAUUUGGGUGUGAGUGCCAAUUUUAAGAGUAAAAAAAAAGAGAGAUAUAUAAGAUCUGAACAUGAGAAGGAAAAAUUAAAUGGGAAAAGAAAGGGAAGAAACGAAAGUGUUACUCUAUCAAAGCUAGUGUAAUAAUAACUGUAUAUAUACAGAUGUUAAUAUUUUUAGUUAUAUAAAUUUUUAUUUUUUUUAAAGAUAAAGCAUAAUAUACUUUUGUACCACAAACCGCCAGAGGCUUUUGUGACCCGCUUGAAAACGACAGUUCAGAAAAUAAAGGACGAGGACUUUGCUGAAGGAAGCAGGAUACUCAUCUGGUAAUCCUGUUGAUAGUGCAGCUUCCCCUCCAGCUACCGGUCCUGCAGGAAGACAACCAGCUCCUGCACCGGCAGUCCCAGCUCCUGUGCCCGAUCUGCUAAGUGACUUGAUGGGAUUAGAUAAUGCAGCAAUUGUCCCGGUUGAUGAACCCACAGCUUCGUCUGGUCCUCCGUUGCCCAUUGUCAUGCCAGCUGCUACCGGUCAAGGUCUGCAGAUAAGUGCUCAACUAACCCGAAGGGUAAGUGUUCUACAGUAUGCUCUUCGAGAACAACACGCAGGUGGUGGUUGAUGGUUUCAUGAUUCAGUUCAACAAGAACACAUUCGGUCUUGCAACUGCUGGACCUCUUCAGAUUGUGCCUUUACAGCCAGGAACAUCUGCCAGUACAAUGCUACCUAUAGUCGUGUUGCAGAACAUGCCUGCUGGGCCUCCAAGCUCGCUCUUACAAGCAGCUGUCAAAAACAAUCAGCAGCCUGUUUGGAUACUUCAACGAUAAGAUUAUACUUCAUGCUCUUUUCGGUGAAGACGGUAGCAUGGAACGUGGAACCUUCCUCGAGGUAACAUAACAUAUUGUACAAGAUAAACUUAAAACCAAUGUAAAACCAAAUCUGCUAUAGAUAGGGUUUGGAAGAUUUGGUGUUGGUUUUGGUUCUGAUGCAGCGCAUCCUCACUGGUUUACGGCUCGGUUCAUUACUAAACCGAGAUAGAACUUAUCCCCUUUCUUUACGUUGGCUUUGGUGUUUAUCUUCUAGUUAUUUGUUUUAUUAAUAGUUUAGAUAAGUCCUAAUGAAGUCGGUGUUUAGAUUAGCUAUUUAAUAGAGUCGUCGUCUUUGUAACGAAGGGACCUUUUACAUUGAAUUAAUACAGAGCUUUUAUAAAGUUUCUCUAAUCUCUUGUUAUCGGCAUUCUUUGAAUCAACGAGAACAAGAAGAAAGCAGAGUUUGGGUAUUCUUCGACUAAACAAACCCUCUUUGAUCCUAUCUAAUCUUAUACGCUGCGCCAGGUUCUCUGGAACAUUCUGGUUUGUGUGUGUGUUUUCAGACAUGGAGGUCGUUAGCAGAUUCAAAUGAAGUCCAGAGAGAGUUUCCAGGGAUCACCAUCACGAGCGUGGAAUCAACUAUUGAUUUGCUCGCAGCAUUCAACAUGUUCUUCAUAGCAAAGCGCAAGAAUGGGAACCAAGACGUGAUCUAUUUAUCAGCAAAGGUUCCGAGAGAUAUACGUUCUUGAUCGAACUCACUGCGAUGGUGGGCCAACCAGGUCUCAAAUGCGCAGUGAAAACUCCCACUUCUGAGAUUGCGCCUCUUUUCUUCGAAGCCAUGAUGAUUGACAAUUUUGCCAAGGUUUUCAGAUUUUUUUUGUUGUUUCUUUAUUUUGAUAUUUUCUAACGCCUGUUUAGUGUAUGUAAUAGAUCUUCUGUUGUAUUGCUCACUUUUCUUUCUCAAAUACAUAUUAUUGACAUAUUUCCUUUU